This is a messenger RNA of Haemonchus placei, 366 nucleotides long. Lineage: Eukaryota; Metazoa; Nematoda; Chromadorea; Rhabditida; Trichostrongylidae. The record is from the annotation of a GenBank genome assembly.
AUGCUCCUUACUACGUCAUCUUUGAUGAGCAUUUCCCAAAAACAUUCGCUCUCGCCAGAAACAAACUCGGCACAUUCAAGCGGCAUGACUGCCUUGAACCUGCCAGCUCUGCGAGUCAGUGGCUUGACAGCAUCAGGCGGUAGGUGGAGGGCAACGAGCAAAUCUUUGCUGAGUCCUUUGUAAUCUCCAACUUGUGGAGUGAUGGUUAUGUUCAUUUUAUCAUAUAUAGAACCGGCAAAAUACGAUUCGUUUAUCGAAUAUACUCUAUAUGUGCCAUCAUAUUUGGGUACUUCAACCUUUUCAACUACAUACGGAUACACUUCUGUUCGCAGCGGUCUCAACAACUCCAUACUGAUUUCAAAAUAG